AAAAUAUAAAUCUUUAGUCGAAAACUGCCAAUUGAUGUGAAUGUUAAAUCUCAUCGCUUGGAGAGUGCUCGAAAUCUAUCUCCGGGAUAAUCUUGUCAACUCGCAAAGCAUUCCCAAAAAGACUGUCUUAGCUUGUAUACUAGCGAGAAGCAGUUACUGCGUCAAUAAUUGUUACAAUUAUCGCGCGAAUUACCAUAGCAACAAGGCGCUCAUUAGUGGAAUAUAUGAAAAAAAUGGAUUUCCAUCAAAAACACAUGAAACCGUACGAUGGACGCUAAGGAUUUGGAGGCUGCAGUUGCAUUGCCAAACGAGGAUCUCGUCAUUCCAGAAGAGCGCGUUUCGGAAACCGAUUUGCUUGAACCUGAAAAUGAACCUGCUGACGAACUUCGAAAUAGCUCGGAAUCUCUCGACAGCGGCUGGGAGACUGACUUAGAAAUUGAAGAACCGGCAAAGACAUUCGACCCGACCGGCAGAAGACUCUACCUUUCAGCAUGCGCGAGCAUCGGUGUCACUCCAGUUUCAUAUUUCCUCCGACAUAUCGAAGAUAAGGAAAUGUUAUUACGUCAUCAUGGACUGGGACCGAAAGGCGCAAAAGCCAUUGCUAUUGCUCUGGUGAGCAACACCACUAUCGUGACUCUGGAUCUCCAUGACAACAACAUGGGUGACGAUGGCAUGAGGUAUAUUGCAGAAAUGGUCAAAGAAAAUUGUUACAUCGCUUCAUUGGAUAUCUCGUUCAAUAAAAUUGGUCACAUCGGCUGCGUUGCGCUCUGUGAUAUGUUAAACAAUAGCGGGAUAGUUCAGGAUUUGAACGCGUCGAAUAAUUUCUUCGCCGAUAAAGAUGCUGCUUAUUUCGCCGAAACCAUUAAGGUGAACGAAAAUUUGAUCACACUUAAUCUUAGUGGAAAUCAAUUUUGCGAAGAAGCCGGAGUAGUACUGGGUCCUAGUAUCACUGCAAAUGAUUCCAUCGAAAUUCUCGAUUUAAGUUGGAAUCAAAUACGUCGACGUGGCGCCAUUGCUGUUGCCGCUGGCCUCAAGACUAACUGCACUUUGAGAGUUUUGGAUCUUUCGUGGAACGGCUUCGAGGAUGACGGCGCACGUGCGUUAUGCGACUCAAUAAGAGGAAAUAAUACGCUCACAGAACUGAACAUCAGAAACAACAGAAUAACCACCAUCGGGGCUGCGCACAUUGCAAGAGGCUUGGAAGGAAAUAAUACCUUGGAAAUACUGAAGAUUGGUCAGAACCCCAUUCAAACGGCUGGUGCUCAUUCCAUCCUCUCGGCGAUUAGAGCAAAAGCCGACAGCGCCAUACAAACAAUUUACCUCGAGGACAUUUAUUUGGACGACGAUUUCUUUGUUCUAUUGGAGAGUUUAAACGAGCGCAAACCAGUGAAGAUUGUUGGACGUUGCAGACCCUCGGAGAUUGCACCUCUGCGGCAAAUAAAGCAGUUCAUCGCGAAUAAUUACGAUCGUUGGUUCGAGGUAUUCGGUGCUUAUGAUCCAGAUGGUUGUGGACUUGUUUCUAAAGCUCAGUUCAUCGAGGGUUUGAAGGAAGUAAACUUGACGUUCGACAAGGGUCAGAUGACCUGGUUAUGUAUUUCUCUAACAGAAGAUAAAGCUUCGCAAAUCAGUUACAAAAAACCGGCUGAGAAUGUGAAAAAGAAAAUUCCUGCCUCAGCCAAACCAUCGCCUAAACCAACACCCACCAGCGCAAACAAGAUGAAAAACAAGAAAAAGCGAUGACAGGAUCUAUUAAAUUAACAACUCCCUUCUGUUAAUGGUGUCCCAUCCUUCAACAGCAGACUCACACUUAUCAUAAAUUUGUAUUAUAAUGCUU
Messenger RNA from Dendronephthya gigantea, 1834 nucleotides. Its product is annotated as leucine-rich repeat-containing protein 74B-like. The transcript has 11 exons. The record is from RefSeq and is a predicted model, not a curated record. Lineage: Eukaryota; Metazoa; Cnidaria; Anthozoa; Malacalcyonacea; Nephtheidae. Gene Ontology annotation, molecular function: protein binding; calcium ion binding. The coding region runs from base 268 to 1740 and encodes 490 amino acids.